Molecule: messenger RNA, 1332 nt
Organism: Salvia splendens (bonfire salvia)
Lineage: Eukaryota; Viridiplantae; Streptophyta; Magnoliopsida; Lamiales; Lamiaceae
Product: serine/threonine-protein phosphatase 7 long form homolog
Exons: 5
Coding region: 1-1332 (443 amino acids)
Biological process (GO): meristem maintenance; meristem development
Source: RefSeq, a predicted model, not a curated record
AUGACCGCGCUGAUCAAUCAGACGAGGAUACCUCUGGGUGAUGAUCUAUCUACGUACGUAUACAUCCAAAGGGCACGUAUCCAUGCCCUAAUUUUGUUAGGAGGUCUCAUUCUACCAGACACCACGGGGUGUAAGGUUCCAUUUAUGUGGUUGAAUGCGCUUGAGAAUCCGGAAGAGGUGAAGAAUAUUAGUUGGGGAAGUGCGGCUUUGUCCUACCUUUAUCAUUAUCUGUGCGGGGCUUCCAUGGAUAAGAGGAAAGAGUUGGGCGGGCCUAUGAUCCUCCUGCAGCUAUGGGCGUGGGAAAGAAUGCCCACAUUGAGGCUUGCGUUCAUAGGAUCAGUCGUGCACGAGCCAUAUACACCAUGUGGCGCUAGGUGGAAAGGAACAACGCAGAUAGGAAAUGCUCCUAGACACUCGGUUGAGCAUUACCGUGACCAAAUAUCUCUGAUUAGACCUGGACAAUUUAUCUGGACGCCAUACGCACAUUGCAUACUGCCUGAGUACUGUAGUGAUGUGAAUGGAUGCUCUUUGUGCGAAACCUACUUGGUGUGUUGGACCUAUGUCGAGGAACAUGAGGCUGGACGAGUGCGGCGACAGUUCAAUCGGUAUCAGGAUAUACCUCAAUAUGUUGACAGGAUGCUAAAGAAUGCCGAUCAUUUCAGAAAAAAUGACCGGCGUGGUAAGAAGGGCAACAACUGGGAAAACACACACCAGUUCUACAUUGGGGAGUGGGGCCUGAGGUAUGAACGGUUCCAGGCAAUCGACGACGCCCCGAUGUCCAUGAAUAUUCCCAUGAGCCCGAGGUAUAUGGCGUGGUACAACAAGAUUACAGUGACGUACCUGACCCAGCCUGGGGUACAACCAACUGCUGGGAUGAACGAGUCGGCUUGUUCGAUGAGAUUAUUUGUUGAGGGUUUUCAGCAGGUUUUCCAUUUAACUAUUGAAGACGAAAUGGACCCACGGAUGCGCCAGAUUCGAGAAAUUGCUAGGCAUGUCCUCCAAUCUACGAACAACGCCGAUGCAAUGGAGUACCCGACUUCUCAACAUCAAGAUGUGGUCAAUCCUUAUCAACCAGAAGUAGUUCCACGGCGUCGUGGGGUGCCUGUUGAAGAAGAAGAUGAUGAUGAAGUAGAAGACGAAAAUGACAACAUAGCGGAGGAAAAUGAGGAAGAAGACGUUGUUCAGAGCAUCCAUGUCCAACCUCGACCAGCUGCGGAGGGUUCAUCACGCGGCGGGGUUGGGAAGAUAAUGAGCAAAGUGUACAAGAGAUUGUCAUCGAGGAAGAAUAAGGGGAUUGAACCGUCGAAAUACACUCCAUCGUCGUAUAAGUAG